CGCUGCGCACGCUGAACCUUCUCUCCGCUGUUUGCCUCUAGGAGCAACUCUUUGUUUGUCAUCUCCUAAAAUACUAAAUCUGUUGAUGCAUUUUAGAGAUCGCCUUAAGUUGAAGUGACUGCGGCAAGUUAAUUUAAAUCCAAGCUUUGUUUAGCUCUGGGAUAAUCGUGCAGGAUCUGCGGGGGAUACGCCUGUGGACAGAGCAGCUUAAACAAUCUGUGUGGAUGGUUUUAAAUGUUGGUCAGCCAUAGCGCAGUAUUCCCUGGCCGCAACUAGAAGCUCCUGGAUUCCAAUUUUCCUCUGUUAAUAAACGGAGGGACAAUGUUGUGGGACAAACUUUCCUGGCUGCUGGCCCUGCUGGCCUUAUCAUAUGGGGGGCUGCCCUCGUCCAACGAUCCCCUGUCUGCUCCCAGAAUCUUCCUGUCCUUCAAAGAGUUAAAGUUGACUGGCACUGCUCACCACUUCUCUUUUCUGCUCAACUCAACUGACUACCGGAUCCUUCGCAUGGAUGAGGAUCAUGACCGCAUGUAUGUGGGCAGCAAAGAUUAUAUCCUCUCCCUGGAUCUGCACGACAUCAACAAGGAGCCGCUCAUAAUCCACUGGCCUGUUGCAUCCCAGAGGAAGACUGAAUGUGUCUUGUCAGGGAAAGAUAUAAAUGGGGAAUGUGGAAACUUCAUCCGUCUGAUUGAACCGUGGAACCGGACCCACCUGUAUGUGUGUGGAACAGGCGCAUACAACCCUAUCUGCACAUAUGUGGAUCGAGGACGCAGGUCACAGGGCUUCCACUACCUACAGGCACCUCUGUCAGGAGGAAGAACAAGUCGAGCAGCAGACUACAACACUACAUCAGAGUCUUUGAUGGCACAGGAAUAUAUUUUCCGUCUUGAACCUGGUAAAGUGGAUUCUGGAAAAGGAAAAUGUCCCUAUGACCCUAAACUGAACAGUGUCUCUGCUUUGAUCAAUGGAGAGCUUUAUGCAGGAGUCUAUAUUGAUUUCAUGGGAACAGACUCUGCUAUCUUCCGUACUCUGGGGAAGCAGACAGCCAUGAGGACCGAUCAGUACAACUCCAGAUGGUUAAAGGAUCCCACUUUUGUUCAUGCACAUCUCAUCCCAGACAGCAAUGAGAAAAAUGAUGACAAGCUCUACUUCUUCUUCCGCGAGAAAGCCUCUGAGAUGGGCCAGAGUCCCAUGACCCAGUCCAGGAUAGGGCGGAUCUGCCUGAAUGACGAUGGUGGACACUGCUGUCUGGUUAACAAGUGGAGCACAUUUCUGAAAGCUCGCCUCAUCUGCUCGGUGCCUGGAGCUGAUGGAAUCGAGACACACUUCGAUGAACUAAGAGAUGUAUACAUUCAGCCAACUCAGGACACCAAGAAUCCAGUCAUCUAUGGAGUCUUCUCAGUUUCGGGAUCUGUGUUUAAAGGCUCUGCAGUGUGCGUCUACUCCAUGGCAGACAUCCGUAUGGUCUUCAAUGGACCGUUUGCCCACAAGGAAGGGCCCAACUACCAAUGGGUGGCAUACACUGGAAAGAUCCCUUAUCCUCGACCUGGCACGUGUCCUGGAGGCACUUUCACCCCAAACAUGAAAUCUACAAAAGACUAUCCAGAUGAGGUUAUCAACUUCAUGAGAAACCACCCCACCAUGUUCAAUGCUGUAUACCCAGUGCACAAGCGCCCCCUGGUGGUCAGAACCAAUGUGGACUAUGAGUUCACCACAAUUGCUGUUGACCAAGUGAGAGCUGCUGAUGGGAGCUAUGAAGUACUCUUCCUGGGUACAGAUCGAGGAACAGUUCAAAAAGUUAUUGUACUGCCAAGAGAUGACUUGCAGACAGAGGAGCUGGUAUUAGAGGAGGUGGAGGUAUUCAAGGUUCCCACUCCAAUUACCACCAUGAAGAUUUCAUCAAAACGGCAACAACUGUAUGUUGGAUCAGUGUUGGGUGUGACCCACCUGGCUCUCCACCGGUGUGAUGUGUAUGGGGAGGCCUGCGCUGACUGCUGUCUGGCCCGGGACCCAUACUGCGCCUGGGAUGGCAAAUCCUGCUCCAGAUAUUCUGCCUCACCAAAGAGACGAAGCCGUCGACAGGAUGUAAAAUAUGGAAACCCAAUCCGCCAGUGCCGAGGUUUUAACUCUAACAGCAAUAAGAAUACUCUGGAGACUGUUCAGUACGGAGUGGAGGGAAGUACUACAUUCUUGGAGUGCCAGGCUCGAUCUCCUCAUGUGUCUCUCAAGUGGCAUCUCCAAAAGGAAAACAGUGACAGGAGGAAGGAGAUUCGCUCAGAGGGCCGCAUCCUGAAAACAGAUCAAGGCCUUCUGAUACGCUCACUGCAGUCUUCAGACAACGGCAUCUACCAGUGCACCUCCACAGAGAAGAACUUCAAGCACACUCUAGUGAAACUGCAGCUUGUGGUCCUCUCCAGUCGUACAGUCAACAACGUGUUGGUGGAGACAGGCAGCCCGGCCCUCCCUCCACUUCAGUCCAGUGUCUUGACUCCGAGUGCCGGUCAGUAUAAGGACCUGCUAACCAUCCUCAGCCAGCCAGAGAUGGGGCUGAUCAACCAGUACUGCCAGGAUUACUGGCAGCAUGGAGAUGGCAGCUUCGGGGACAGCAAAGCCAAAAGCAUGAAGGAGCUUAAAGAACAGAAGAAGCCUCGAAACCGCCGGCAUCAUGAUGAGAAGGCAACUCCAGCUGAGACAUGAGGAGUUCAGUGUACAACCUGUCAUAUUCAGACACCACCCUUGUCUACCUUUUCACACAACCUUCCAAAUACUACUACCCUCCAUUUAGGAGAAUGACUCCAGUAAAAUGAUAGAUUAUCAUAAAGGACGAGACAGACACUUAAACAGAAAGCAUCAGUUUCUAUGUAACUGUUGGAAAAAAAAAUACACAAUAUUUAUUGUAGGUUGUAAAAAGUAAUUCUUUGUACCUAUCUAGAAAACAUGUUUUUGUGAAUAGAUACAUCUGUGCAAAUAUUGUUAUAAUAUUAUUGUUAGUGUUAUUGUUUAUUACAGUGUGUUAUUAUGUUGAGAAGAUCUUUAUGUUUGGUGUUUUUUAAACAGCAACAGUAUCCCAGGACUUUGAGAGCAUCCACGCAUUGACAAGGACCCAUUAACAUAACUGUCAAUGGCAACCAUGUUGGAUCAUCUGACUGCUGGCAGUAUUCAGUAUCUAAGCUCAAAGUCAAGUCUGGAAGUUUUCAUCUUUAUCGAACUUCAGUAAAUGUCCUCACCAGAACUAUUCACUAUAUACAACCCCCCACCCUUUUUUUUUUUUUUUUUUUUUUUUUGCAAAAUAUAAGCAGAAAGAUAUUUAAAAAAAGAGGACAUAAAGAAAGCUGGUAUGCCCACAGACUGCAGCUGUGACUACAUGUUGCAGAUAUACAGGCACAUGUGAUUGAAAGGCCCUCUGUUGGAGGGCCUCUGUCCAUGAUGUGGUCCAGUCGGGCUGAAGUGAAGACGCUGCAUCGCUCGUUCAUAUUCUUCCAUAAUCAGUUGCUGCCAAGUGUUUGUUUUGUUGAUACUGUAUGUGAAUAUCACAUCUCAAUGUUGUGUUCUUAACCACGUGAUCUUUGUGAUAAACUGUUAUUUGAGGGGGGAAAAAACGUUCUUUUAAUGACACAAAAGCUAAAAACAUAACAUUGCCUUCUUUUUUUCUCUCUGUGGAGAUAAGAUAUUCCAGCAGGCAGCUAUAUGUGAGUCUGUGACAGUUUGUGAUUAAAAAAAAUAUAUAUAUUAGACAAAGCACCUUCUGUUGCCAAAUUGGUGAUUUUAAUAAAUCUUAUAUUAAAUCUUUGUCAUGUAUCUGUGGCAUAUUACAUAUGUCCAUAAAAGACAGUUUGUUUUAUUCUUUUUUUUUUUUUUUUUUUUUUUUUUUUUGCAUUCCUACCAUUUUCAUGUAAAUAUUGAUGAAAACAAAUCAUGUAAUCUAGCUACAAAAAUGUGCAGAUUUACACUGCUUGGAAAUGAUGAAUGGUGCUGUUCUUACUGUGUCAUCUAAUAACAACAGAACUGUUAUUGGUGCCACAAACUUCAUGCAAAACUGUAAAACUGAGGAACUUCUGCACAGUAAAACGCCACAGGUUUGACCACUAACAAGCUGAUCGCCACCAAACUUGAAGAGAAACGUAAGAUACAAUCUUCAGAAGGUGGAUUUUCAAUGUGCAUGGCAUGUACAGUGUAUGUAUGUGGUACUUGUCUAAAAUACAAUGUUGCUGUGGAUGUCACUGAAUGUCUUUCUUCUUGUGGGAAUAUGGAUCCUUUUUAUGAUGGGAAACGCUGAAAGAUUGUGAUUUAAUUUUUGCUCUCGUUAUGAAAAAUAGAAAUUUGAAAACCAGAUGGCAUAUAUUUCAAACAUGUUCAUCAGUUUUCUCCAUUUGGCAGGUUAAGGCGAUGUAUGAUAUGCACAGUUGGUGUUAAUGUAAUGACUUGUAUAAAUGACUAUCUUUUCUUCCUCAUCAAUGUUGCUAACUAAUAAAUUAAAGCUCUAUAUUUUA
Messenger RNA from Melanotaenia boesemani (Boeseman's rainbowfish), 4487 nucleotides. RefSeq names its product sema domain, immunoglobulin domain (Ig), short basic domain, secreted, (semaphorin) 3Fa (gene sema3fa). Gene Ontology annotation, molecular function: chemorepellent activity; semaphorin receptor binding. The record is from RefSeq and is a predicted model, not a curated record. The transcript is spliced from 19 exons. Gene Ontology annotation, biological process: semaphorin-plexin signaling pathway; axon guidance; neural crest cell migration. Bases 322 to 2694 code for a protein of 790 amino acids. Lineage: Eukaryota; Metazoa; Chordata; Actinopteri; Atheriniformes; Melanotaeniidae.